UCCAUUACUUGGCAGCCACGACCAGACAUCCUCCAUCUGUUCUCUUUUGUUUUUCUCCAAUAAACAAGGACACCAUCAUCGUCCUUAUUCGUCGAUGGGUCCCUUGUGGGCCUUACUCUCUCCCCAAGUCAAACCCAUAUUUCACUCUCACUGAAACCUUCUUUCCGGCCGAGAAAGAAGAUAAUUUCAAAGGAAAAUAAAAAUAAAAAUAAAAAUAUAUACACGUUCUCAAUUGCUUUGAUUUUAUUAUUUUAUAUGAUUUUUACCACUCCGCCAGCUCUGAUACUAAUAUCUCCAAAGGACAUGUUAACCGCGGACUUUUUGCGCUUUCGCUUGCCUCUCUGUGCUUUCCCAACGACGACAUCAUUAAAAUCAAAAACACAGUGGGAUGAGUUCGAUUUCCAGAGUUGUCAAAUUCAAUCAUGGGAUUAAUGGGAUCGCUUGGCUGCUUAUUCUGUCGCAGAUGUUACCGCACUCCACGGCCCAGCAGAUCGGAAUGGGGUCGCCGUCACAAGACCAGUUACCCGGCCUCGGCGCGUUCGACAGACGUAUGGCCGUCAUCAUGGUCAUCCUCGUCAGCGCCUUCUUCGUCAUCGGCAUCCUCUCUGUGUACAUGCGGACCUGCACCGACAGGCAAAUCCGCGGCCGCCUCGACCUCGCCAUCGCCGGCGGAAGCAACCGACGCUCCCGCAUGGCGCGUGGCCUCGACGCGGCCACAAUCGGGAACUUCCCAACCUUCGUGUACUCCACCGUCAAGGGGCUCAAGAUCGGCAAGGACUCGCUCGAGUGCGCCGUGUGCUUGAACGAGUUCGAAGACGACGAAACGCUGCGUUUGCUCCCCAAGUGCAGCCACGUUUUCCACUCCGAGUGCAUCGACGCCUGGUUGGCCUCUCACAACACGUGCCCGGUUUGUCGGGCCAACAUGGUCCCCAUUCCCGGAGAGAUUCAAUCCACCGCCAUACAAAUUCUCGACCCGGAUAACGAAUCGGGUCAACCCGAACACGGAUCCGAUACCGACGGCACCCAAGCUCGGGUUGCUGAUAAUCAGAGCGGCGAGUGUGACAUAGAAUCUCCUAACGCGAACUUAGUGAAUCAUGGGCAGAGGACCAACCCGAGCCGUCCGGUCAGGUCUUGGUCAACGGGGUUUGGACUCACCGGGAUAUUCCCGCGGUCACACUCAACGGGUCACUCGCUGGUUCAACCGGGCGAGAACCACGAGAGGUUUACGCUAAGGUUACCGGAGGAGGUACGGAGUCGGCUCAUGAACUCGAGCUUGAACCGAGCGAACAGUUGCGUGGCGUUUCCUCGUGUGAGGAGUUCGAGGAGGGGUUACAGGAGUGCAAGUGGGGGCACUGGGCGUGGGAGGAACUAUCUGUUCGCCCGGUCGGACCUGUGGCGGCUUUCUUUUACGCCGAGUUUCAUCUCACGGACCGGUUCGGUCCGUUCCCCGAAGCUGGAGAUGGACACCGUGGGGGAACGCUCGUCUGAUCCGCUCCGGCCUGAUGGUCAAACUUAGGUGGUUGCUGGUUUGGGUUACUGGGGCCUUGACCCAUGGAGAUUACGUGUACAUUGUUUUUUUUUUUUGUUUUUUUUUUUAUAUAAAAAAAUAUCUCUUUUUUUUUUUUGAUUAAAUCAUUUUAAAACUUUUUAAUUCGUGGAAACCCAAAUGAGAAGAUUGGGAAGUACUUUGCAGUGAAUUGGGAGACAUUACUGCACAAGUGUGUCAUGGGAUUGAGGUAAAAUAUAAUGCAUUUUGUUAGUCUUGAGUUGUGAAUGUUAAAGCAUUGUUUUUAUUUGUUAAAAUUUUUCAGUUCAUGUUAAAAUUUGUCAGUUUUUACAAAAUAUAGCAU
Corylus avellana is the source of this 1850-nucleotide messenger RNA. Its product is annotated as RING-H2 finger protein ATL11-like. NCBI's taxonomy places the organism in Eukaryota, Viridiplantae, Streptophyta, Magnoliopsida, Fagales, Betulaceae. The record is from RefSeq and is a predicted model, not a curated record.